Messenger RNA from Colletotrichum spaethianum, 855 nucleotides. RefSeq names its product putative agmatinase 1. NCBI's taxonomy places the organism in Eukaryota, Fungi, Ascomycota, Sordariomycetes, Glomerellales, Glomerellaceae. The coding region runs from base 1 to 855 and encodes 284 amino acids. The transcript is spliced from 3 exons. The record is from RefSeq and is a predicted model, not a curated record. Gene Ontology annotation, molecular function: agmatinase activity; metal ion binding.
AUGCUGACACUGGUUCAUUGCAGCAUGGCUCAUAACAUGAUGAACCCCUUUCGGAAUUGGGCAACCGUCGUUGACUGCGGCGAUAUCGCCAACUCUCUAUUCGACAAGCUCGAAGCGGUCCACGAUCUGCAGGCUGGCUUGGGCAGAAUGGCUUCCAGAGUUCCCAAGACAGCAGAGAAAGGCGACAGCGUACGACUCAUCACCAUUGGCGGCGACCACACCAUCACCCUGCCGUCUCUGAGAGCCCUCUAUCCCGUUUGGGGAGAAGUGGCAGUCAUCCACUUUGAUGCCCAUAUCGACACGUGGAACCCGCGACAGUGGGGAGGCGGCAUCAAUAAGUACGACGAGAUCACGCACGGGACGCUGUUGCACUUUGCCCAUGAAGAGGGCUUAUUGAAGAACGACAGCAGCAUCCAUGUCGGUACCCGUGCACUGCUCUUCGACGAGACCGAAGAUCUUCGGCAUGAUGCCGAGUGCGGCUUCCAAAACAUCUUGGCUACAGACAUGGACUCCAUUGGGGUUGGAGCCAUCGUUGAGCGCAUCGUCGAAAGAGUCGGCGAUAGCCCAACUUACGUAACGAUCGACAUUGACGUACUUGACGCGGCUUUUGCCCCAGCCACGGGAUGUACGGAAAUCGGAGGAUGGACUACACGGGAGCUAGCAGCAGUCCUUAGAGGUCUCAGUGCCGCGGGUGUUCAUAUUAUAGGAGCAGAUAUUGCUGAGCUGUCACCAGUCUAUGACAAUGUUGCACAGACAACUGCUACGGCGGUGGCGCAACUCGCCUUUGAGAUUUUGGCCUGGAUGGUUAAAGUCCCGGUAAAGGCAAAGAAGGGUCGAGUGGAGCUUGAGCUUUAA